This is a messenger RNA of Pipra filicauda (Wire-tailed manakin), 1795 nucleotides long. RefSeq names its product methylthioadenosine phosphorylase (gene MTAP). The record is from RefSeq and is a predicted model, not a curated record. Gene Ontology annotation, molecular function: S-methyl-5-thioadenosine phosphorylase activity. The coding region runs from base 1 to 861 and encodes 286 amino acids. Gene Ontology annotation, biological process: nucleoside metabolic process. Gene Ontology annotation, cellular component: cytosol. Lineage: Eukaryota; Metazoa; Chordata; Aves; Passeriformes; Pipridae. The transcript has 8 exons.
AUGGCCGCCGCCAGCGCCGCCGCCGCCCCGGGACCCGUGAAGAUUGGAAUUAUCGGUGGAACUGGCCUGGAUGAUCCGGAUAUCUUAGAAGGAAGAACAGAAAAAUAUGUUGACACUCCUUAUGGCAAGCCAUCAGAUGCUUUGAUUUUGGGAAAGAUCAAAAAUGUGGACUGUGUGCUCUUAGCAAGACAUGGAAGGCAUCAUACAGUUAUGCCAUCGAACGUCAACUACCGUGCCAAUAUCUGGGCUUUGAAAGAAGAAAAUUGUUCCCACGUAUUAGUGACUACUGCCUGUGGUUCCUUACGAGAGGAAAUACAACCUGGUGAUCUUGUCAUAAUUGACCAGUUCAUAGACAGGACAACUAAAAGACAUUGUACUUUAUAUGAUGGGCAACAUUCCAGUCUUCCAGGAGUAUGUCACAUUCCGAUGGCAGAGCCAUUCUGCACCAAAACCAGAGAGGUUCUUAUUGAGACUGCCAAGAAGCUGGGGCUCCAGUGUCAUUCCAAGGGAACAGUGGUCACAAUCGAAGGCCCACGUUUCAGUUCUCGAGCAGAAAGCUGUAUGUUUCGCAGCUGGGGAGCUGAUGUUAUCAACAUGACCACAGUGCCUGAAGUGAUUCUUGCGAAGGAAGCUGGAAUGAGUUAUGCUAGUAUUGCCAUGGCAACAGAUUAUGACUGCUGGAAGGAACACGAAGAAGCAGUUUCAGUGGAUAAAGUUUUAAAGACGCUGAAAGGAAAUGCAAAUAAGGCUACUAGCAUACUCCUUACUGCUAUACCUCAGAUAGGUUCGAUGGAAUGGACCAACACCCUGCACACCCUGAAAACAACAGUGCAGUGUUCGGUCAUCCUGCCAAAGCAGUAACAACGUGGAUGAAUCUUGGAGUGCUUACAAGGAAGAAUGGAUCACUUGUGAACUUCCAGAGGUUAUAAUAUCUCCAAAAAUUGUUACGAGCAUAAAAGAACGGACUAGAUGUUAACCAGUGAUAAUAUGUAAGGCCACUGUUAAAAUCUUUAUCAGUUUGAUAAUGUAUAAGAUGGUUAAAAUUAGCUAUUGAGUAUGUUUUCAACUCUUGUAACAAACGUGGAUAGAGCCUUCCUAAAUCUUCAUUCGCGAAGCCUAGCCAUGAUGAUGUCUUCAACUAGAAAUAGCUUUACUGUCAAGCUGGAUCAGACAGUGGUUGAAGAACAAAAGUCAGUAUGUAUUCUAUUCAGUGGUACCUUUUAAUUGAUGGUAGAAAUUAAAGUCUAGGUAAUACUCUUGUUGCAGUUUCAUAAAAUAAGGUAAAAAAAUAAAGCAGAUUCACAGAUAGGCUAUUUGUGUUGCUGUUUCUACCUCCCAUCUUUUCCUUAAAUACAGCAAGUGAUUAUAAUUCACUUCUGAAACAUAGCAGAAAAACUGAGCAAACCAUAUCAAAUAAAAAUUAUGCUAUUUUUAUACAUUAUCCUUAUUUUUAAUUCUGUUUUUCUUUUUAAAGAAGUGUAUUUGUUUGUGUGCUAGAAGAUAUGAUUUAAUAAUUGUGGUGGUUCUGUCACAGCAGCAGUUGUGUAAUUAAUUAAUGUUCUCGUUGAAAAAAUUGAGGUGAUGCCUAAGCCAGAUUUGUGCCUAAAGAUGUACUUAUGUGACUUACAGAACUGUACAUAAAAGUACUUUGGUGCCAGUGUCCCACUAUGCUGGCCAUUUUCUGCUUCACUGAACAACUCCAAAUUUAGUUCCUGUAUUAAGUGAUUAAUGUGCUCCAGUGCUUUGAAUGUAUGCAUUUCAAAUUUUUAAAUAUAAUUUUACUUUAAUAAAAUAA